This is a messenger RNA of Lactuca virosa, 267 nucleotides long. The record is from the annotation of a GenBank genome assembly. Lineage: Eukaryota; Viridiplantae; Streptophyta; Magnoliopsida; Asterales; Asteraceae.
AUGUCUGUUGGGGUCAAGGUGGAGGCAAAGAAGCAAAGAUACCUAACACAGAGUAUCCACCGGAACUCAUUAGAUGUAAAUAUCAACUUAUUUGGAGUCAAAAUGGAGACGAAGUGGCUUGUGUGUCCAUGUGGAAUGAGCACCACCUUUCAUCGGCAGAAAACUAUAGUGUUAGUUUUGCAAUAUGUUGGCACUCUAAGAGAGCGGUUGGAGCAACUCACUGCAGAAAUAACUUCUGAAGGAUUACUAAGGUACUUCUUCGUCUAA